Molecule: messenger RNA, 2582 nt
Organism: Ooceraea biroi (clonal raider ant)
Lineage: Eukaryota; Metazoa; Arthropoda; Insecta; Hymenoptera; Formicidae
Source: RefSeq, a predicted model, not a curated record
GCCCGCGCCCGGUUCUGGGUAGUAGUGCCGCGUCGCCGUUCACGGCUCUCCAUUCUCGUAUCGCACGCCGUUGCGGUAGGACGUGCUCCGCGCUUCUGCGUCCAGACAUUUAACAGCGUCACGCCACACAGAGACUACCACGUGUACUCCGGAACGUGCGACACAUUUCCGGCCAAGUUUCCGUGCGCGUCCGUGACUCUGGCUUCGCGAGUUCCGCGUUAGAGGAUUCUUAGCCGCGCUAAGAACUCUCUGUCUCCCUUUCUCUCACUUCUCACGUGGCCGUGGUCGCGUGCCUCUCGUCCCGGAUUACCUUGCGUCUCAAAGGUAUCUUCCGCAGCAUCUUCCGGCGGUGUGGAACAACGACCAGGCUAGAGGAGAUAUUGUCUUCGCGCAGGAACGGCGUAACUUCAGAAACCAACUAAGGACCAACUGCCUUUCUCGCCAGAGAACGUAUUUUCGCCUUGCGAACUAUUCCACGCACCGGGAUCACGCGAACAUCGCCUUUCCGAUCGGAACCUCGCGGAAAGUUUCCCACAAGCUUACUCGCUCUUCGACCAGCAACAUCCAGACGCGCUGCAAAAUGAUGCUGAUGCAGGAACCCGGCUGGAAGCUGGAGCGCAAGGGCUCUGGUGCACAAGUGUUGCGGAAGGACGGCAAUCACUUCAAGAGCAGCACCGCGCGUGUCUGCUUCCGUUGCGACGUCGAGGUGCGCGAGUUCGAGCGUGACGAGGAUUACGGCACGAUGGAGAACGCGGAAUCGGAAUCAGCCGCGAGUCCGCUAGCGAUGCUGUCCAGCUGCGUGGCGGCACUCUGCGUCACCAUCCUGCUGCCAUGGCUGCUGAUUGGCGGCUAGGCGAUCACCGUCAUUGAUCGUGGCGGGACGUCGUCCCUCUUUGAAGAAUUCACGUGGCAACAUGUCAGUUUCUCGACUGAUUUUUAACUAUGGGAACGCGUCCUCGAGCAUUGACAAUGGUUGGCGACGAUUGUGACAUCCUUUCCCUCUUUUCCCCUUUUGGGUAACCAGACACACAGCCGCAAUGACUAUUCUGAUACAUCAUGGAUGUUUGCCUUGUUGUUUCCUGGACCCGCGAUGGAGAUCUAGAUCGGGCUUGACACGCUACGGUUGUAUGGGAUUCUCCAUUGUGCUUGCGGUAUCCGAUCGAUAUGGCGAUCCAGAAGUUUGUUGCAUUCUCAUCGAUUCUGUGACGUUCCGGACAUUCUUUGGAAUCUACGGUGGGGCAGAGAAAUUUGUGAAAUUGUGAUUUGGCGCUAGCGUGUGUGAUUUAAUAUCUAGUAAAUGUGGAUGUAUCUGUAAUAUAGCGACUGGUUGAAAGUUCGUAACUUUCGCUUGAAAAAUAUCAAACUCGCGCAUAUUUUCCAGAACAGAUUGCGGGACGGCGACGUCUUGAGGCUUGGUCGUUAUCCAAAACUCUCGAUGUUACAAACAGCAAGAAUAUUCGACUAAUUCUUUGUAAUUGCGUUAAGAUGGAAACAGAAGAAUUGUAAUACAUUGAUUUUACAAUGGCGAGAUUCAAGAAAAACUUCCAAGAUCCAAAAUAUGAUUGUAUUUUGUGCUAAGUAUAAUGUAAACGAAAAUUUUAUAGAUAUUUACACAUAUACAAUUGCAAUAAGAAAGACCUGUUACAAGAUGAAAAAUAGAAAUUAUUGAAAUCCGAUACCGCUUAUCGUUGGCAAACGAUCGAUAUCUAUUCAACCUGCACUUUCUACAGGUGGCACCGAGGUGCGCGAUUCACUUCCUCCUAUUCCAGAAACCGUCGGUUACAGCAGCAGCUGUUAAGAUUUAACGGUCCCGUACAGCAGCUGUGCUACUGCAGAUUUAUCCCAGCCGUUUUAUGGACCCUGCUGUAUCGUUAGGUUUUAGAUUAAGAGCCGGGUAAUACACAGAGCCGGCUACGAAUCCGCGAGACCGCGAGGACAUGUAGCGGGACUAUAAAGUCGGGGAAACGAUAUAAUAUCCUGUCCAGCGCAGAGCUGUCGACAAUCUCGAGAUAGCUCCGAGUAUAUGGAUGGUAGAUAUAUACGUUAUCAUUUACAUGCCGUCGAUAUUGCAAGGUUUUAGUACUCGGUAUCAAGGUAUCAGUGAUGCCAGAAAAAGUAUUCGGAAAAUAAAAGAAGAGAGAGCGCGAUAGGGAUUCCAAGCUUCAUAAAUUUCAAAGAGAAAUUUCCUGAAUCGCAAGUUUUACAAAUUCCCAAGUUUCAUCAAUUAAACUAGAUUUACUCUUACACAUAAAAGCGUCCAAUCUCUAAAUUAUCUAUUGAAGAGUUAUUCUCUCUCUCUUAUGUUCCCAUGACUAUCGAUUAAGCCAUAAGCAGGAUCUAGGGCAGUCUGCAGUUUGAUUCACCGUACGAGAUACUUCAUCGCAGCGUGCUUCACUGAAUUUUCCUCGAGAAGAACUUGUCUCGGAAUUUGUCGAGAAAUUUGUCAAUAACAGCGACGAUACUGUCGGCAAGAUACUUUAUGUAAAUUAGCCGAAGAGAGAGCUGUUUUUUCAAGCUUCCUCUCUUUUUUGCUUCUUUAAACGCACUCUCAGGCUAUUGACUAACUUCUCUAACUAACUGAC